Messenger RNA from Xenia sp. Carnegie-2017, 1737 nucleotides. RefSeq names its product sperm-associated antigen 6. Gene Ontology annotation, cellular component: microtubule cytoskeleton. The transcript is spliced from 13 exons. The record is from RefSeq and is a predicted model, not a curated record. Gene Ontology annotation, molecular function: microtubule binding. Gene Ontology annotation, biological process: cilium movement. NCBI's taxonomy places the organism in Eukaryota, Metazoa, Cnidaria, Anthozoa, Malacalcyonacea, Xeniidae. The coding region runs from base 74 to 1600 and encodes 508 amino acids.
ACGCCAGAAACGACACAAUUUUACUAUUCGUAUUCCUUCAGAGAAAAUUUUGUUUUACGAAAAAUAACCAAUAAUGAGUACAAGACAAGUAUUACAAGUCUUUGAACAGUAUCAAAAAUCAAGAGCAACCUUUGUUCAGACAGUAGCUGAACUUGCUUCUCGUCCUCAAAACAUCGAAACACUUCAAAAUGCAGGUGUCAUGUCAUUGUUGCGUCCCUUGUUACUGGACAUAGUUCCUACAAUUCAACAGACUGCUGCAUUGGCUUUGGGAAGAUUAGCUAAUUAUAAUGACGACUUAGCAGAAGCUGUUGUGAAGGGAGAUAUAUUGCCUCAAUUAGUUUAUUCACUUGCUGAGCAAAAUAGAUUUUAUAAGAAGGCUGCAGCAUUUGUGCUCCGAGCUGUUGCAAAGCACUCACCUGAAUUAGCCCAGGCUGUAGUAGAUUGUGGUGCUUUGGAUGCAUUAGUAAUUUGUUUGGAAGAGUUUGAUCCUGGAGUAAAGGAAGCAGCAGCCUGGGCACUAGGAUACAUUGCAAGACAUAAUGCUGAACUGUCACAAGCUGUUGUUGAUGCUGGUGCUGUACCAUUAUUGGUAUUGUGCAUUCAAGAACCAGAGCUUUCUUUGAAGAGAAUUGCAGCUUCUGGUCUCAGUGAUAUCUGCAAGCAUUCGCCUGAGCUUGCACAGACAGUCGUAGAUGCUGGAGCGAUUGCGCAUCUUGCGCAAAUGAUCCUCAAUCCUGAUUCUAAAUUAAAGCGUCAAAUAUUCUCAGCACUUAGCCAGAUUGCUAAGCAUUCUGUGGAUUUAGCGGAAAUGGUUGUGGAAGCUGAAAUCUUCCCGGCAAUUCUUACAUGUCUUAAAGAACAAGAUGAAUAUGUAAGAAAAAAUGUUGCAACGUUAAUUCGUGAAAUUGCAAAACAUACUCCCGAGCUUUCGCAGUUAAUUGUGAAUUCUGGAGGUGUAGCCGCUGUUAUUGAUUAUAUUGGAGAUUCUCAUAGUAAUGUUCGCCUUCCUGGAAUCAUGAUGCUGGGAUACGUUGCUGCCCAUUCUGAAAAUUUGGCUAUGGCAGUUAUUGUAUCUAAGGGAGUUGUCCAAUUGGCUAUUGCUCUAAGUGAGGAAAAGGAAGACCACAUAUUGGCCGCGACAGCUUGGGCACUUGGCCAGAUUGGACGCCACACACCAGAACACGCAAAAGCUGUUGCCGUAGCAAAUGUUCUACCGAGAUUACUGCAACUUUACCUAAAAACUGGUAGUUCUGAAGACUUACAAGCUAAGGCUAAGCGAUCAUUGAAGAACACUUUACAAAAGUGCACUCAUCUUCCAGCGUUGGAGCCUUUGUUACACGAUGCUCCGCCUAACAUACUGAAACACGUCGUAGGUCAGUUUGCUAAAGUGCUGCCACACGACAGUAAAGCGAGGAGAGUUUUUGUUACAACUGGAGGAUUGAAAAAAGUCCAAGAGAUAAAAGCAGAUCCAGCGUCAGCACUUCAUGAACAUAUCUCUACCAUAAACAGUUGUUAUCCCGAAGAAAUUGUCAGAUAUUAUUCUCCUGGUUAUUCAGAUCAAUUACUGGAAAGAGUUGAACAAUACCAACCAGUAAUUUAACUUGUUUUCAUUGUGAAGUUUUUAAAACGCGACAGGAUGUGGUAUAAAAUUUGUACAUAACAUAAUAAUAGUAACUAUUUACUGCCAGUUCUCAUCGACAGCAUUAAAUUGACACAGUAGAACUGCUGGAAUAAAUA